Messenger RNA from Capronia epimyces CBS 606.96, 3513 nucleotides. RefSeq lists its product as uncharacterized. The transcript has a single exon. The record is from RefSeq and is a predicted model, not a curated record. Lineage: Eukaryota; Fungi; Ascomycota; Eurotiomycetes; Chaetothyriales; Herpotrichiellaceae. The coding region runs from base 1 to 3513 and encodes 1170 amino acids.
AUGUCUCGAAACAAAGAAAACAACCCGCUAUUCACGGCCCGACGCCAUGGUCCCUCUGCGUCCCUGGGAACCCACCUCUCGAGUGAAGACUUCUUCACCGACAGCAUCCUCGAAGAUUCGCGUAUCCCGUCCCCAAGUCCGCAAAAGCCUAGUCCUGCCAGAGCUCGACGCGCCAUCGGUUCGGGACGAGUCCUCCAAUCGACCAGAGACCUGGGGAACAAGUCCAAGCGGUCUUCACUCGCAGAAUAUACAGCGUCGCGGUCCACUCGCCGCCUACAACCGGUGCCGGCCCUAACCAGGAAGAAAAGUCCGAGUCCUCGACGAACGAACGACCCUUCGACACCCCCACAGUCCAGAGACGGGCCGAGUCUAACGAGUCCUACAUCGGAAUUCUCAAGCCCGCCCGGGGGUAUGACAGAUGUAUACCGCCGAAUUGCAGACGAGGAGGAUCUCGCAGCUACAGAAAGAGAAGUGGACACAGACGAGGACCAGCUCGAGGACAAUGGAGACGAUACGCUCGAGUUAGAUGUGGACGCAAGUGCCCAUGCUACAAAUGAAGCCGCAGAAAGGGAAACUCCAAGUCACAAGCGCACAUCACGCGAGUCGACACCGGUCCAGUCACCCACUACUGACGCUGCUGGAAAAGAAGCCAUGGUUGAUGAUCGUGUAGAGGUUUAUUCGGAACCGGCUACUUUGGACUUCGUACAGAACGAAAUGACGGAUCGGGUUCUCGCGGCAAAAUUAACUCCUCAUGUCGUUGAUCGUGCGAAGGAUAGGGCGCGGCUUGAGAGACUACGACAAAAUCGAAUACCGAUCGACUUCAAGCACAGUCCAAAGCCCGGUGGAAACACUCCAAAUGGCCAUGGCCGUCACGAUGAUAUCGCCAGCGUGGCCAAUCGGGGUCCGAUCAUAUUCAACAACACGAUUGCGGUCCCGAAAGCCUACUCCGACACCAGUGCCGAGUCCACACCCCACAAAAGAAUCAAAGCAUUCAGUCGAGCUACUAGGGCUGGCGCUCACAAAAAGGCUCCUUCUCAUGAUGACGGCAGUGAUACGCCUCCGGAAUUGAGGCAGAGAGAGCGGGUGGUAGCUUUCAGCAAGGCUACUCGACGGAAGAACAAGCCUGAUACAGAACCAGAACCAGAAUCCCCCGAAGUGGCGCCCGCACCUCGCCUGGUCGCCUUUUCCCGCGCGAAUGGACGGUCGCGUCCUUACGGAGCCCCUUAUGAGACAAAUGGAAAUGAACUGGGCACCACUGACCAGUCGACUGGAAGUGUUACUUCAGCACUGUCCGAACCUCUUCCCGAGCAUAAGGCAAGCUCUGAACCGAACUUGCAGGCAGCCCGCUCUUACCUUGCAAAGUGGCGUCAAGAUACGGCAGAGAAACGUGCUGUGAAAAAGCAUGAGCCGGUGGACGACAAUGACUCCCAUAUUGAUUGGGCUGCGGCAGCUGCAGAUGUUCCUCUGCCGUCCGUUGAAGAGAGUUCGACUCCUCGAGAAACUCAUCGAGAAACUCCUCCCAGAGAUGAGUGGCUUUCAUCGAUUCAGAAGCAAAGUCCGGCCGACAGGAUGCGCAGGUGGGAGAACGACUUUACGGGCCUUUCAUUCCAAAUUUCAGAAAGUCCUCCGGUUCGGUCGAGGCUCAACCCAAUCGACUCUCCGAGGGGGAAGGAAAUUGAGGACCUGGAAAAACAGGCGGUCACCACAAACAGACUGGACGAGAUUCGGGUGAAAGACCCUAGUGUGAGAGUGCGAAAGAGUUCUUCUUCACUCAGUCUACAAGACCGCAGGCAAGCCAACCCAGAAGCCUUGGACGCUCCAGGUGUAGAUCGGGCUACAAACAGUCAAGAGGAGAGAGUCGGGGACCGGAUUCCCGACACACCAGUGGUAGUCUACAGGCAAUCCAGCAGUAGCACGGAAAAGUCCAAAUCCUCUCAAAGGUCGGCCGCUGGGUCUCACAGCUCGCUUGAGCACCUGCAAAGGCUCGCACGUGCAGCAAGCACGACUCCAAAGUCAAGUCCACCUGCGCGAGGGCCGGUCAGCGAGACCCAGUUAGACUCUGAGACUGGGCCUGUUGUUUCGCUAUCUGGAUCGCAGGCCGGCCCGAGGGAACAGUCUCCGCCAGCGGAAAAGGUUGGGAUAAAGCCCUCGACGGUCAGCAAGGUGGCAGCAACGCCUAAGAUCGUGGGCGGCUGGACCGAUACGAUAUUGCCUGACACCAUCAAGACUGGGAAACAGACGCACAAGGCAUCCAGGUACAUGGAGACACCGCAUGUCAACGCCGGCGCUUGGAUCGAUACCCCGCUUGCAAACGGAAAUGGGCUCUAUUCAGCUCCUUUCCCGAACACCAUUGAGGAAGUUACCGAAGAACUCACAAAUGACAUCGCUGCAGCGGUUGACUCGGCGGAUGAAGACAGUCUCCCAGGCGAGGAAACCAAGGAGGUGCAGCAAAAAGAGCUGGAUGCCCAGCCCGCUGCAAAUGGGGCGAUGGUGAUUCCUCCCAGUGCGCUGACGAACGUGUUGAAUGAGGCAAAGCAGAAACGACUAGUAUCGCGCGAUAUCACGGACGUUCGAGACGAUACGCUCAACCUGGGUGACGCCACCAUCCAGUCAUUCGAAGACCUCCUUAGCGAUGCUGCCGACAUCACGGCCGACUUGACGAACCUCAUCAAGACUGGAGCGGAAGAGGAAUUCAUGAAGCAGCGGGAGCUUGAACAUGAAGCGUUGGGAGACUCUACAACAGCGGAGGUGGCAUUUAUCGGCCACCUAACCUCGAGAAUGGAACGGCUGAUGUCGAACCUUCAUGAAGCCAGGAAAGGCAUCUCCAGACUGGAGCAGAGAGUGUCGCACAGUCCGAGUCCACCAUCGAACCCCCAAGUCGGACAACUAGAAGCCCUCAUCGCUUCGCAGGAUCCGGAUCAGCCAUGUGCCGUCUGUGGUUGUAAUCAAGGCGUCGAGCUGCACAAGCACACGAUUGAGUAUGACUACUCAAAGUCGUUGUUUCCCAUGUCCUACUCCACCUUCACGGUUCCUAUCCCGCUCCUGUUCUACCCGCGGCGCAAGGAUCGAGGCCAACUCCUACCACGCCCGACAUGGCUCGGCUGGCUCACCAUCGCCAUCUGGACAUGGUACAUCAGCGAAUGCACGCUCUGCGAAAUCUACUGCCAUCCUCAGUAUGCAGAACGGUACAUCUGGCCUGCCCAUCCCGAGCCGGAGUUUCCUUUCGUCCUGCCCACGAUGCUGUGGCGGUGGGUUCAUUUGGACGCGUUCGCCCCUGGGCUGUUUGUGCCCGUUACGGGAGUGUUGGGGACCUUCUGGCGGCUUGUUGUAGCCGUGUACAGAGUCGUCGGCAUGUCUUUAGGUCUGAUUGAUGGGUUUGUGGACGAUACCAGGCCCAAUUCAACUCCCAGUGCCGUGGCAGAAGCGACCCGGUCUGUCCUGAACGUGGCCAAGAGCUUCGUUCCAACUAGCGGAGGCCCAGAUCUCCGCAUGAUGAAUGACGAGUUUAUAUGA